CAGCCCAAAAAUAAAAAAAAAAAUGUGAAAAUCACUAAAAAUAACCUAAAAUAAUACAAAAUAUCAGUUUGCUACAAAUUGCGGUAGAACUAUGCGAUUUUGACGUAAACUGUGUAAUUCCGUUCAAAUGACCUCAACUAAGCUUCUCUUGAACCUGAAUGAUGUUUACCAUGCCUUGAUAAUCAUCCAAGCUUCGAUUUGCUUGUUGUAUGUUGUUUUCAACCCAGAUCUGCUCAAUAAGGCCAUUUAAAACUUCAUGCAUCUUUUUAGCUCUAACUCGUGUGAUUGGACCUCCUUGGGUGUGUAAUGGAUCACAUGACGUAGUAGAUAUGCUGUCAUCUUGAUUCCCAUCAAGAGGUUUCAAGAGUAAGUCUAUUUUACAGGGCAAACUAUACCCAAUCUAGCCUGUAAAAUUAUUUAAAUAUCCCUGAAAAAAUAAUAUGAAAAUAAAAUUAAAGAUACCAG
Messenger RNA from Rubroshorea leprosula, 465 nucleotides. Lineage: Eukaryota; Viridiplantae; Streptophyta; Magnoliopsida; Malvales; Dipterocarpaceae. The record is from the annotation of a GenBank genome assembly.